AUGCGAAAGCCGGUUUUGUUUUUCUACGUUAUACCGGGGGUUCCCAACCAGCAGGUAUUCGGAACAUAUAACCAAGUUACGAUAAUAGGAGAAAAGUAUAAACUUAACUAUGAGUUAGAAGGAUAUGGAUGUUCUCAUACAAUAGUAGCCAAGAGUCCAUCUAAAACUAUAUCAUUUGAUUUUGUACCUGUGUUUGAGUUUACCUAUAGCCAAUGGCCAUUGCCAGAUCCUGCUUCAGUUUCCCAUAAUGUGCGACAAUGUUGGAACUGGUUUGCGGUGCCACAGCAAAAGAGGCCAGCAGAUGAUCGGACCUUUAUGGUCUGUGCUCCCCACUGGGAGCGUGAGAUGAUGAAGGGAAACUAUAACUUGAAAAAUAUUCUACGUUUGAUGAAGGGGAUGCGCGAUAAACAUAUCAGGGAGAUGCCACAUUUGUCUAGUUAUAUGCUCAAAACUGUCAUUCUUCUGCAGCUGGAAAAGCGUCCAGACACCUACUGGCAAAAGGAUCUAGCCACACUUUUUGUGGAAAUGUGGACCUAUUUGUUAUUGCAUUUUCGUGAUAAUAAUCUUCCAUUUUUUUUGGCCGAAGAUUGCAAUCAUUUCGAUCGCUUGAAGCCGUAUGACUAUCAAAAAUGCAAGGAUACAGUUGGACUUUUAUUCUUGAAGAUAGUUUCAUUAAGCAAACAACCCAGCUCAUAUGAUGUUAUUCAACUCUUUUUCUAA
Drosophila innubila is the source of this 720-nucleotide messenger RNA. RefSeq lists its product as uncharacterized. Lineage: Eukaryota; Metazoa; Arthropoda; Insecta; Diptera; Drosophilidae. The coding region runs from base 1 to 720 and encodes 239 amino acids. The transcript has 2 exons. The record is from RefSeq and is a predicted model, not a curated record.